This is a messenger RNA of Rodentolepis nana, 1851 nucleotides long. NCBI's taxonomy places the organism in Eukaryota, Metazoa, Platyhelminthes, Cestoda, Cyclophyllidea, Hymenolepididae. The record is from the annotation of a GenBank genome assembly.
AUGGUCAGCCAGUUGAAGAGCAAGUUAUCCCGUAGCUCGGCUAAUUUGAGUGAAAUUGGAAGUAAAGGGCGCUCCAAACGCUCGAGUCCUGAUGGCAGUCGAUGUGACCAAGAUUGCAGAGGCAGUGCCAUAUCAUCCAAAUCCAAGAGUGGUGGUGUACGACGGAAAAUUUCUUCAGUCUUUUCGCAUUUUCGACACAACAGAAAGUCGAAAGAUAAUCCUGAUGGUUUCCAGAGUUGUAUUGAUUUACGACAACUUAUGCCGUUGAAUGAACCAGCCGUUGAUGAAACCCUACCAACCAGGUUUCAGGACAGUAGACAAAUUGCUCGGAACUGCGAGAAUGCUCUCGAACCAAAUACUCAGUAUUCAGGUAAUUCUGUGAAAGAAGAGUGGGGAUUGCCGUCAACACAACCACAGCCCACUUCAAUGACACCAGCACCGAAUCCCAAAUCAAAUGGAAGCACAGCUGCUUACGGUCUCCAUCCAGAAGAAGGUCCUGGAAAGGCCAAAGAUGAUAUGACUAAACGAGAAUUGAUUGAGUUGACGUCCAUACUGGAACAACGGUUGCUUACAACUCGUACGGAACUUGUUCGCGCUAAUAUGGAGCAAAAUCAGCUGAGUGCUCGAGUUGAGGAACUUAAUUCAGAACUGACUCAAACUCGAUUACAACUUUCAACUCUUCGAAGUCGACUUCUUGAAGACAAUUUGACGCAAUAUUUGGAAGUCACUAUAAUAGAAGAUUCUUCAGUUGUACCCCCUCCUCGUAAUGAUCAUCCGACAACCUUCCAAUCACCUAAUCCAAAUUCUCCUGGUCCUACCCCAAGAAGUCCAGAAAAUUCAUUCUUGAGUAAAGCGAAAGCUAUUGCAACGCGAUCGUUUGGGGGUGGCAUUUUGUCGAAUGCUACUUCACAACCGAACCUUAGUUCCACCAUAUUCAAUGGUCAGAACUCUUUUUCUUCUCCUUCUCCUCCUAGAAACGGUUUUUCGGUAUUUGCGAGCAGAAAAUCUUUGAAGCGAAAAUUGAGAUCUGAGAAUGAUGAAGAAGAGGAUUUUAUAGGGCCUAAGAAGAAGUUCCCGAUUGAAAGUGAAGGUGGUGUAAAUGGAGCUACUCAAAGGUAUUCUAAUUAUCCUCUUGUUCGGCGGAGAUCUAAUUCUGGAGACCGAGAACGCCUCCAUGUUUUCACAGCAACCUUACUCAGGAUUGAAUCAUCUCCCGCCCAAGUUGCGUUUAUUGAAGUGAAGUGGAAGAGUCAUCUAAAAGAGAUCGCAAUUCUCCAAAGCAUGGGUUGCUAUGGUUACUCGUUUGAAAAUGGAGGAAAAAUUCAACCAGAUAGUUUACCAACUAAGCUCUUCUUUUUCGAUUCAGAGAUUUUUUUUCUUUAUCAUGAAUUGGGCGUAUUGAGGAUAGCGAUCCCGAGAAGUUUAAUUACGAAUCCCAAAGAAAAGAGACCUAUCAAUCAUCUUUGGGAUAUUCUCACGGCCUCAAAUAAUUUGAACUUAGAGCAACCUCUCACACCGUUUCCUCUUCGAUAUGCCGCUUAUGUGUAUUAUAGAUCCAGAGGUUGGAUAGUGCGACCUUCACUCUCUUUGGGUGGGGUUGAUUUUCUUCUUUAUGCUGAGUCGCCAGAUUUGCGCCAUGCUGCAUUUGCAGUUGUUGUGGUUCCCGGUUUAACCAAUCGCAGUAUCUGUGACAUUACCGCCCAUUUACGGGUAGCGUCUUCUGUUGCCAAGAAGUUGAUUAUUGCCAAAGUUCUUCCACCAGAGAACUAUCAAACCGAACUCAAACCUUGGAAACGAAUAAAAGAUUAUUCAAUUGAAGAGACACUGGUAUCUCGACCAGAUAUUGUUUAA